Cydia amplana is the source of this 1112-nucleotide messenger RNA. RefSeq names its product N(4)-(Beta-N-acetylglucosaminyl)-L-asparaginase-like. Gene Ontology annotation, biological process: protein deglycosylation. Bases 86 to 1099 code for a protein of 337 amino acids. The transcript is spliced from 6 exons. NCBI's taxonomy places the organism in Eukaryota, Metazoa, Arthropoda, Insecta, Lepidoptera, Tortricidae. Gene Ontology annotation, cellular component: cytoplasm; lysosome. Gene Ontology annotation, molecular function: asparaginase activity; beta-aspartyl-peptidase activity; N4-(beta-N-acetylglucosaminyl)-L-asparaginase activity. The record is from RefSeq and is a predicted model, not a curated record.
UUGUUUUAUUUCUAUUUCGUUAAACUAAGUUGCAGCUCGGAAUAGCUGUUAGCUUACUUUUAUUUAAUUAGUUAACGAUACAGUUAUGUUUAAACUUGGUAUAUUCGUAUUAAUACCGUAUUUUUACUUUAUCAAAUGUGAACCUAAUAUCCCUAUAGUAAUUACGACUUGGAACUUUAAAAACUCCACUAUUAAAGCAUGGGAGGUGUUGAAAACCGGUGGCACAGCAUUGGACGCAGUGGAGCAGGGGGCGUCGGUUUGCGAAGCGCAGCAAUGCGAUGGUACUGUGGGCUACGGGGGCAGUCCUGACGAAGAUGGUGAGACUACCCUGGAUGCUCUUAUAAUGGAUGGGAAGACAAUGAAUGUGGGUGCAGUGGGUGCUCUUCGUAGAGUCAAAAGCGCCAUAUCGGUGGCGAGACAUGUCCUCGAGCACAGCUACCACUCUUUCCUCGUCGGGGAGUUGGCCACACAGUUUGCUGAGCAGAUGGGCUUCCCUGUGGAGUCUCUCACAACUCCUAAAUCCAAGGAAAUUUGGAAAAAAUGGAGAAAUGAAGAUAAUUGUCAACCAAACUUUUGGAUGCAUGUCACACCAGACCCCAGACAAAGCUGUGGGCCAUACUCAAAGAUAAGCAGACACCAGCAUUCGACAAGAGAUCACAAAGUGGACCGAUACAACCACGACACCAUCGGGAUGGUGGCAGUAGACCGGCAUGGGGAUGUCGCCGCUGGGACUUCUACUAACGGAGCCAAGUUUAAAAUGCCAGGAAGAAUCGGUGACUCUCCGAUCCCGGGCGCGGGCGCUUACGCGGACAACGCGGUGGGCGGCGCCGCGGCCACCGGCGACGGUGACGUCAUGCUCCGAUUCCUACCCAGUUACCUAGCCGUGGAGGAGAUGCGUCGCGGCGCCGCCCCCACCGCUGCCGCCGAGACAGCCGUUGCCAGGAUCGCGGCCCACUACCCGGGCUUCAUGGGCGCUGUGGUAGCCCUAGCAAAGGACGGGACGUACGGCGCGGCCUGCCACGGCAUACAUCAGUUCCCGUUUGUCGUGUUCGAUCACUCGGCCGAGCAAUGUAGAACUGAACAUGUGUUGUGUUCCUAAGUCUAGUUCUGAA